AGCGGCACUGGAGAGGUGACCUUGGGCUUUGGUGACAAGGUUCGCCUGACAUCUAACAAAGAAUUUGAGAAUAAGUGUAGCAAGAGCAUGAUCUACGUCGACUACGAACGCAUUGUUCACGUGCUUCACGAGGGAUCUAAAGUCUUCAUCGACGACGGUCUCAUCUGCCUCGUGGUACAACAGAAAGGUCCUAACUACCUGGAUUGCGUUGUUGAGAACGGCGGCAAGUUGGGUUCUCGCAAGGGCGUCAACCUGCCCGGCGCACCUGUUGACCUACCAUCGAUGUCGGAAAAAGACAAAGAGGACUUACAGUUUGCAGUGGACAAUAAUGUGGGUGUUGAUGAAUUUAUUCCUGAUUUGGCUUGA
This is a messenger RNA of Hydatigera taeniaeformis, 366 nucleotides long. Lineage: Eukaryota; Metazoa; Platyhelminthes; Cestoda; Cyclophyllidea; Taeniidae. The record is from the annotation of a GenBank genome assembly.